AUGCCACGUACCACUGCCCAACGUAGACUCCUCAAGGAAUUUCAACAGCUCUCCAGGGACCCACCAGAAGGUAUAAUUGCCGGCCCCGUAUCAGAAAAUGACCUCUACAAGUGGGAAUGUCUUCUCGAAGGUCCGACGGAUACCCCAUAUGAAAAUGGAGUGUUUCCUGCUAUUCUUGAGUUCCCCAAAGAUUACCCUCUCAGUCCCCCGGUGCUCAAAUUUGAUCCUCCCAUCCUUCAUCCCAAUGUCUACGCCGACGGAACAGUGUGUAUAUCCAUUUUACAUGCUCCUGGUGAAGAUCCUAAUCACUACGAGCGGCCCGAAGAAAGAUGGUCGCCGGUACAAAGUAUAGAGAAGAUUCUACUUAGUGUGGUUUCGAUGCUUGCGGAACCCAAUCCGGAGAGUGGAGCCAACGUAGACGCCUGUAAGCUCUGGAGAGACCAUAGACAAGAGUUUGACCGCCAGGUUAGAUCACACGUGAGACAGAGUCUUGGGCUUUAA
Molecule: messenger RNA, 501 nt
Organism: Meyerozyma guilliermondii ATCC 6260
Lineage: Eukaryota; Fungi; Ascomycota; Pichiomycetes; Serinales; Debaryomycetaceae
Product: E2 ubiquitin-conjugating protein
Exons: 1
Coding region: 1-501 (166 amino acids)
Cellular component (GO): endoplasmic reticulum; cytosol
Source: RefSeq, a predicted model, not a curated record